Messenger RNA from Delphinapterus leucas (beluga whale), 1760 nucleotides. The record is from RefSeq and is a predicted model, not a curated record. NCBI's taxonomy places the organism in Eukaryota, Metazoa, Chordata, Mammalia, Artiodactyla, Monodontidae.
GGCAGCCCGUGUGCUGCUGCCCAGCAGAGAAGUUUUGUGACCGCCCCCCUGGGGUUGACACAUCCUUCUCUGUGUUUGGCUUCUAUCUGGGGCAGAGGCAUGUUACAGUUUACAAAGCCCUGGGGGUGUUCCAGGGGCACCCAACCAGAAUUUCCAACUUGCAUAAACUGAGCAGAACCUGAGCCCGGAAUGAGGCCGGGACGUGCCGCAGGAGUCCGCUCUGCCGGGGCAUUUGGCCCCCAUGAGGCUGUGAUCUGAGACGUAGCUCCCCUCCCCCUUCCCGCGUCCCUCUGAGAUGAUCAGCACACACCAGCCUCUUCAACUGGGCACAGCGCCCCAGAACUCAGGACACACUGGCACCACCUGUUUCUUCGCCCCCACGUAAUAAAAUUGGUUGAAGAGCCUACGGGAUUUUGGAACCAGCGCCCUCUGGAGAGAUUUCAUACAUCAACUCCUCCCCGGCAAAGAGGAAACGGCCAAGUAGGAGACAGGGAACAAAGUCCUAUCACUGGGCGAAAGGAGACUCGAGUCUGCAGCGGCGGAGCAGAGAGACAGGCCAGCCACCCAAGGGAAGCUCCACUCAGAGCCAGGCUACCAUGGACACCCUGGUCCGACUCCUGCAGCUGCUGGUGCUAAUCCUGACCCUGCCCCUGCACCUCAUGGCUCUGCUGGGUUUCUGGGAGCCCCUGUGCAAGACCUAUUUCCCCUACCUGAUGGCCAUGCUGACAGUCAACUGCAACCGCAAGAUGGACAGCAAGAAACAGGAGCUCUUCAGCCAGAUAAAGGGGCUGGCAGGAGCCUCGGGGAAGGUGGCCCUGCUGGAGCUGGGCUGUGGCACCGGCGCCAACUUCCAGUUCUACCCAUGUGGCUGCAGGAUCACCUGCCUGGACCCGAACCCUCACUUUGAGAAGUUCCUGACAAAGAGUAUGGCCAAGAAUAGGCAUCUUGAAUAUGAACGGUUUGUGGUGGCUUUCGGAGAGGACAUGAAACAGCUGGCCAGUGGCUCCAUGGACGUGGUGGUCAGCACCUUGGUGCUGUGCUCGGUGCAGAGCCCAAAGAGGGUCCUGCAGGAAGUUCGGAGAGUACUGAGGCCGGGAGGAAUGUUUUUUUUCUGGGAGCACGUGGCUGAGCCACGUGGAAGCUGGGCCUUCCUGUGGCAGCAAGUUUUAGAGCCCACCUGGAAACACAUUGGGGAUGGCUGCUGCCUCACCAGAGAGACCUGGAAAGAUCUGGAGAAUGCCCAGUUCUCUGAACUCCAAAUGGAACGACAACCCCCUCCCAUCAAGUGGUUACCUGUUGGGCCCCAUAUCAUGGGAAAGGCGGUGAAAUAAGCCCCUCCUUCUCCCACCUCUCCGCGGGGAGCCCCUCUCCUUCUCUAACUUCAACCCUUCCUUGUGCAGUGAAAAAGCUCUAUUCCCAUCCUGACUACGGGGAGGAAACAGUUAUACCCUGUCAUAUCCCUAACUGCAAAUUCCUCGACUGGGUCUCCCAGUUUUUGCCCACUACCCCUAGGACAGCUCCCCGUCCCUUCCCCGUGUUCCCCCCACUUCUGAGACCACACCCACGUGCCCCCAGGACCUGGUCACAAAAGUCACCAGUAUCCCUGCCAGGCGCCCUGGGCUCCCUCCAACCACCACCUUUGUCCUGGGCUGCGGGGAUGCAGAGAGAACCAGUCCUCUCUGGAGACCCUGCAGCACUCAGCAAAGAAGCCAGAGGCUUCAUCCUCGCAUCGUUUUUAAUAAAUAGACAAAACCCACGGA